Malus domestica (apple) is the source of this 538-nucleotide messenger RNA. RefSeq lists its product as uncharacterized. The record is from RefSeq and is a predicted model, not a curated record. Lineage: Eukaryota; Viridiplantae; Streptophyta; Magnoliopsida; Rosales; Rosaceae.
AUAUUGUCGAUCGGAAAUCAAUUUUUAAAAGCGAAAGAAGGAAAGGGGGAGGAGAAGAAGAAAGAUGGGUUACGUUCUGAGAGUGAGAAUGGCGUCGUUUUUCGGCGGAGCUGCGGUGGCGUCGUUUCUGGGUCUCUACAUCCUCCACAACGAUUACAAGGUCGCCCACCACUCCAUUUCUCAACAGGUGAAAGGCCUACAUGAAUCAUUGGACAGAAGAAUUUCAGCUCUCGAAAGUUUAAAGCCAACAGAAGCUCCACAACCUGCAGAAGCAUCCGAGUAGAUGCCUUGAGAAUGCUACCUGCAACUCUCUUGUGACUCCAAAGAUCUUUUUUGUUUCUUCGAAUUAUGCGGGUGGUUUCUAUGUUGUUUCUCCACCCUUACAAAGAAUAAUAAUGACAUAACUGACUUCUACGGUUACUACAAGACUCGAGUAUUUUGUAUUUUUAUCAGAUGAAAACUGUCAGUAGCUCCGAGAGAUGCUUUGCAUCGACGAGAGGUUAUUUUACUUUCGGAUAUAAAUUUGUUUCAUCGAGAA